This is a messenger RNA of Pseudomyrmex gracilis, 3908 nucleotides long. It is a transcript of the gene CNBP, whose product is annotated as CCHC-type zinc finger protein CG3800-like. The coding region runs from base 217 to 681 and encodes 154 amino acids. The transcript is spliced from 3 exons. The record is from RefSeq and is a predicted model, not a curated record. Gene Ontology annotation, molecular function: single-stranded RNA binding; mRNA binding; zinc ion binding. Gene Ontology annotation, cellular component: cytoplasm. NCBI's taxonomy places the organism in Eukaryota, Metazoa, Arthropoda, Insecta, Hymenoptera, Formicidae. Gene Ontology annotation, biological process: positive regulation of cytoplasmic translation.
AAUUAAUGAAAACGGGAAGAAACGGGAGUUUAGCAGAUCUGAUCCUCUUGCUAGUUAAUGGUCGCGGUCUAUUCGCCUGGGUCCUCGUUCGUAUUCUCGUGCGGAAAACACUACUUCCCGUGGACUCUUAGUUGUCGCACGUACUGCAUCGUAUCGCGAAGCUCAUCACACACCGUCUGUAGUUUUCUUUCGUCCUACCAUCAACGAGAUUGAGGAAUGAGUUCGAGCGCGUGUUACAAGUGCAACCGCAUGGGCCACUUUGCAAGAGAGUGCCCACAAGGUGGAGGUGGAGGAAGAGGAGAUCGUGGACGAGAUAGAGACGGUGGAUUUGGACGUGGUCGAGAGAAAUGUUUCAAGUGCAACCAAUUUGGCCAUUUUGCACGUGAAUGUAAAGAAGAUCAAGAUCUUUGCUAUCGCUGCAAUGGUGUUGGCCACAUUGCAAAGGAUUGUCAACAGGGUCCGGAGUUGAGCUGUUACAAUUGCAAUAAGACUGGUCACAUGGCGCGUAGCUGCCCGGAAGGUGGAAAUGAUUCUGGCCGCUUCGCAAUGCAGAGUUGCUACAACUGCAACAAGACCGGUCAUAUUGCUCGCAAUUGCACCGAGGCUGGCGGCAAGACUUGCUACAUCUGUGGCAAAACGGGUCAUAUAAGCCGUGAGUGUGACCAGGAUGACAGGAAGUAGGAAAACCCAAUCCGUGCCGCUCGCUUUAAAAUAUUGAUAAGCCGUUUAACGUCGCGCGUGCCACUACUGGGGAUUGUAGCUAGGUAGGGAUGUGCGGACGUAUGUCUGUUGACGCGUACAAUUCGUAAGAGGACGCGUAUCGCCGCCGGUGUCGUCGUCUUCAUCGUUGUCGUCGUCGGAAUAACAUAAUCGUUCGAAUUUUCAUCUCUCCCAUGCUCCCAAAUUCCUGGAGGCCAGCCCCCAGCCCUUCUCCUCCCUCUAUUGUACCCAAAUAUCCUUAUCCUCUUUGCCCACCGUUGUUCUUUUCUCACAUGGGUUUUCUUUUUCUUAAUAAUGUCUCUUUAAGUUUUUAUUGCUGUUAUACUGACUAUACCACACAUACUAGUACGUGAUUGUGCGUUUGCAGAAGGUUUAUCCUAGGAAUAAACUGGCGUAUAGAGCACAGCGUAUGAAAGAAAAAAGAAAACAUCUCCAUUUGCGCGCGCACGCGCAUGAAUGGACACACAUUUACAUGUACACACACCUUUAAGUAAUAAUAGUGUAAACAUUCGAUUGAAUUAGAGUAGAGACACGGAGUCCUCUAUCCCCUGACCUUCGAAUUGUCUUGUACGCGCAUUGUUUUUCCAAUGCAAGAUGUAUGGAUUCUCGGAAGCUGAUGCGUAGUCUUGUCAUUAUUCUUCUACCCAGGUCGAAAUUAGGGUUGUAAAGACCGUCGCACAAGAAUGUUUAUAAAGCGUUCUUAUGCGAUGGUCUUAAGAGACGGAUUUGUCAAAUGUACCGAUUUGCCGAUAAGCAUACGCUGACAUGAUCAUACGUUUGUGAUUAAAAUUUUCUUCCUUUUAUAAGGGAAAUUAGAUUUAAGUUACAAAAUGCAACAUAAUUUUAUGCAUGAAUUAUAGAUAGGAAAGAUUAUUAGCGUAAAGACUAAAUUCAAAUUGAAUUUGAAUAGUUUUCUUACUCUCUGGAGACGCUCUUUCAUUAGACCUUAUGCAAUAAUUAAUUAUCUUUUCAUGCAAUUGCAAUUUAAAGCAUUUUCAAAAAAAGUCAUGAAGGCAAGAAAAUCAAAAUUUACUAAACUAUGUUAUUAAUAUAUUUUUAAAUUUGGUAUCGAGCCAUAUUGCGCUCGUAUGCUGUAAUUUAUUGAUAUAUUGAAUUUUAUGUUUAAAUACUGGCGUAUGAUAAUUUUCGUGCACACGUUACGUUAAAAUAUAAGAUUUGUUUCAUACAAAACCAAUGACAGUUGAUAAUAGAAUACAAUCAAAAUAUUCCGACAACUUUAUCUUUGUUCUUAUACAUAUGUAUAGGUACAUAUUUAUAAACAAAGUCAAAAACGUGCGCUUCUCACAGUCAAAAAUGAUCACAGAUGUCGAUUAGAACUAUGAAAUAUCCACAACACAUUUUUACAUUCCAAUUGUUAACUGUUGUCGGAGUAUUUAUAGGUGUGAUUUAUUGACUGAAAUCACGACAAAAUUAGUUUCUAACAAAUCUGAUUUUCAUGCAGUUCAGCAUUAUAUUGUAUGUAUCUAAGUUGUGUGUACAGUACGCGUUUUUCUAUCCUCGCCAUAGGCGAGAACAAUUAUAUAAGCGGCAAAAACUAGUGGAGUGUAUACAAGUUUUGUUGUACGCGAUUACAUGAGACUAGAUUGGAUGCGCUAUUGUACUACGUGCACUGAACUUAACUAUGUCGAUUUACGACGAUAACUAAUUGUAUUAAACUAAGUAUACAUAUUUAAUUUUCAGUCAGUAAACGAUGGUGUAAUCGGUACGUCCGACAAAUUCGUUAAGUUUAACUAUAGAAACUAUAUUGAACAUCAUUAUAUUGUACUGCAUUAAAUAUCUUUCACAUGCGAUUGUACAUUUAUAAGAAUCUUAUCACAAACGAAAUACAAUUAUUGAUAGACGAAGAAAAAAGAAAAUGGUCCGACGUCCAUGGAGAGAGACGUUUUUCUUAAUUUGGGUAGUCGAAAGUGGGCAAGUGACACAAUAAAAACCAAUGUAAAACAAGUGAAAAAGAAAUAGCAUUGAUUUCAUAUCACAAAACACUUAAUGUAACAAUAAUGAAAUGUUGACAUCUGAGACUUCUUGUGCACAACUUCCCGGUCGGAUUCGCGCGUACAUAUUCACAAAAUAAUCGGUCCCGCUGAAUUUGUGUGGUUCGCGCAAUUUGUACGCUCGAACGGCUGCUGCUCGUCGCUAACCAAACCAUCGCGCGUGAAUACGCGCUUUGCAAAACGCAGUCACUAUUGAAAACGAGAAAAACUAUUAUACGAUAUAAUAAUAAUACGUACGUACGUACAUACAUACAAUAUUCGAUACCGCGCCAGGCAUCGAUAGUUCUCCCGUCUUGUUGGCUCAUUGACAGAAUCCAUAAGAGUCAUAAGACUUACGUCGCAGCACUUUUUAUAUCCACGCAUCUUGUAUUCUCCGAUCCUCCCUCUCGAACUCUCUAGCCGACACUUACAAAUUGAUAAAAUAAAAGAAAAAGAACGAAUUCGGAAGUAAAAGCGGGAAGUGGAAUAAUAACGAAGCAAAACACACAUGCCGGCCCUGAAUGCAUAAAAAUAAGAUUUAGUAACGUUAAUUUUUAAUGUGUAAGGAUGUAAUGAGGAUCUCGCCGAGCUGUUUGCAGUAGGUCAUUUUUUGAUUUUCUUUCGCUACGUUCUUACGAGGAGAAAUAAAAAAGUGUUUACUAACUAUAUUUUUCCGAGAGACAAUGAGGGGACGAAGGAAGAACACGCGCGCGAGUUCACUUUGCUCUUGAACGAAGAAAGCAUCGCGGAUUUAAAAACCCGACAUUCAAUCAGUGUAUGAGCGAUUAUGUACGAAACUAAAAAUAGUGAAAAACCGCUUUUUCAUUUCUCCUCGUUGAUGCAUAUUGUUCUUUGAAACUCGUCCAGUUCCAUGUUGGACAAGUGCAGAAUGUAUAUUAGUUGUGGAUUGUCAGUGUUUACGGGUUUAUAUACAACUAUAUUUGGGUGCGUUAUUUCGCCCAUCGAUGACAGGAUGAAUAAAGAGAAGACGUGUGUUUCUUCUACGAGGUAUAUAUCUUCGAGUGCAAGUUGAGAGGAAAUGUCGCGGUUAAUUCCGACACAUUUGUAACAGAUGUUCGAAGCGUACAUCGAUAUGUAUAUAUACAUAUAAACACGGUGGUCUGUACACAAGUUGGCAUACAUUUUGUAAUGUGUACUAUCGUAUAAUUGUUAAUACAACGUGAUCAUAGGCUCACA